Messenger RNA from Cydia splendana, 3928 nucleotides. It is a transcript of the gene mAChR-A, whose product is annotated as muscarinic acetylcholine receptor DM1. Gene Ontology annotation, cellular component: dendrite; synapse; plasma membrane. Bases 457 to 2262 code for a protein of 601 amino acids. The record is from RefSeq and is a predicted model, not a curated record. Gene Ontology annotation, molecular function: G protein-coupled acetylcholine receptor activity; G protein-coupled serotonin receptor activity. NCBI's taxonomy places the organism in Eukaryota, Metazoa, Arthropoda, Insecta, Lepidoptera, Tortricidae. Gene Ontology annotation, biological process: G protein-coupled receptor signaling pathway, coupled to cyclic nucleotide second messenger; adenylate cyclase-inhibiting G protein-coupled acetylcholine receptor signaling pathway; chemical synaptic transmission. The transcript is spliced from 5 exons.
UAGUUACAGAAUACUUUUCAGCUGUCCAAGUUAUCAGCUACCAUCAUGUUUACCGUUCAGGUUAUCGCGACCUUGUGACCUCUACCAUGCGUGCUCUAACCAGAGGGAGCCAGUGAGACCGCAGCCUCCCUAACCCAAUCCAAAAAGCCCUAAGUCUAGUAUAAGUGAAGGUUUUUAAUGCGCUUUGUUUACAGAAUGGCGACGCACGUCCGAGCAUGCGCUAUGGACCGCCGCCCGGGCUUUCACUCAGUGAAUGGAAGACCGCCUAGCAGUGAGAACGUGGGGUGAACAACAGUGUCAGUGAAAUGAGCAUCGCGUGAUUCCAGGAUGUCUGUGGCCGCGGCCGCUGUGGGGCCCGGCCACUUGCGACCAUGUGCGGCGAAAUAGGCGUGCCCGCACACGGCCGGCGCUCUGGUCGGGGCGCAGCGCGGCCCCCGGGCGCGUUGAGUUGACAGCAUGCUAAUCGACAACACCACUGCCAACCUCACCGACCUGGCCAACGUCCCCGCCAGCCCGUACUCUCUUGUCCAGAAGAUCAUCAUCGCCAUCAUCGCCAGCAUCCUCUCUGUCCUGACCGUCGCCGGCAACUCCAUGGUUAUGAUCAGCUUCAAAAUCGACAAGCAAUUACAAACGAUUAGCAACUAUUUCUUGUUCUCGCUUGCCGUUGCCGACUUCGCUGUCGGUCUGAUCUCCAUGCCUUUGUUCGCGAUGUUCACUAUCUACGGAUACUGGCCGCUCGGGCCGCAUAUAUGCGACACGUGGCUGGCUUUAGAUUAUCUAGCAUCGAACGCGUCAGUGUUAAACUUGCUCAUCAUAAGCUUCGACAGAUAUUUUAGUGUGACGCGACCGCUAACUUAUAGAGCUAAGAGGACUACACGGAGAGCUACGGUCAUGAUAGGCAGUGCGUGGGGUUUUAGUUUAGUGUUGUGGCCUCCCUGGAUUUACGCGUGGCCGUAUAUAGACGGUGAACGCAAGGUGCCCCCAAACGAGUGUUACAUUCAGUUUAUAGAGACGAACCAGUUUAUCACGUUCGGGACGGCUAUAGCCGCCUUCUACGUGCCAGUGACUGUGAUGUGCAUAUUGUACUAUCGGAUAUGGCGCGAGACGAAGAAACGGCAAAAGGAUCUGCCGAAUCUACAGGGUGGGAAGAAACACGACUCGUCUAAGAGGUCUAACUCUAGCGACGAGACGAAGGAGGUGGACGGGCGGGCGCGGUCCGAGUCCGGGGACGCGGACUCCGUGUACCACGUGCGGGGCGCGCUGCACGACUCCAGGUGGAAGGAGCAGCAGAACGCCCGGUUAGCGCGGUCGCAGAAGCGGGGCUUCGCUGCGGUCCGCGCGUGGUGCGUGGCGUGGUGGCACUCCGGCAGGGAGGAUCUGGAGGACACGGAGCCCGAAGAGGAGCCCUCGGACCCGGGCUACGCCACGCCCGUGUCCGUAGAGACCCCGCUGCAGAGUACCGUGUCGAGAUGCACAUCGCUAAACGUUAUCAGGGACCCUUACGCCGGCCGCGGGGGCUCUGGUGGCUCGGGCGGUGACGGUGGCACUUCACCCCUCCGCCGCACAUAUGACGCCCCCUCCGCCCCUAUCCCUGCGGCCCGCGAUAGCCGGUCCCUUCCCCCCAACACCAGAAUCAACACUACUACCUCACCUGCGCCAAAAUCAGUUUCAGCCGACUCGGUAUACACUAUCCUUAUCAGGCUACCAGAAGGAGAUUCGGAACAAAAUAGACCUACAAUAAAAAUGAUCUCAGAAGAAUCACCUCCUACAAACAACACCAGACCACACUUCCGACCAACGAGAGGAGAUUCGGAAUUAAAUCUACAUCCAGCUGGACACCCCGCGUUGACCAGAAGAACCUCACAUAUACAAGACGUUAGGAUUCCUCUUAACGCCAAAAUAAUACCGAAACAACUUGCUGGCAAAGGAAUAACAAAAGCACCAAAGUCGAAAAAGAAAACACAAGAGAAGAAACAGGAGACGAAAGCUGCUAAAACACUAUCCGCUAUUCUUCUAUCAUUUAUUAUCACUUGGACGCCUUAUAAUAUCCUUGUGUUACUAAAGCCUCUUACCGCGUGCACCGGCUGCAUUCCUGAUGAAUUAUGGUCGUUCUUCUAUGCCCUAUGUUAUAUCAACUCUACGAUAAACCCAGUGUGUUACGCAUUGUGUAAUGCUACUUUUAGAAGAACAUACGUCAGGAUAUUGACUUGCAAAUGGCAUAACAGAAAUAGGGAAGCGAUGACUAGAGGUGUUUACAAUUAAGAUUGGAUUCAAAUUUAUUUUACUAUAAGAUUAGGAUGGUACCAAUUUAAUGAUUGCCCAAUUUUGGUACCUGAAUAAAUGAUCUUUGUGGCAGAAGUUGUUUUAAAAGCCAUUUAUUGUGAGUAGUUUCAUUUUCAUUAGUGAGUUUACCGUCCCGUCCAAAGAAUAGUUGUAUGAUUUGUAGAUUUCGUAAAUUUUUGUGAUAAUUUCUUGAAUUAGUUGAUAAUUACUGAUUUAAUUUUCGCAUCUUCUCCUGUUGUAAGCAGAAGAUCUAAUAGCCAAAGAUAAGGAAUUAUGAUUUCGUAAAUAAGGGUCGAGUAUUUUAAAGAGGAAAAAAAAAAGAAAUUGACGUUAGUGUGGUUUGUAAAAUCUCUAGUCAUUUCUCUACGGUGUUCUACAUGCAAGGUGUGAGCUUUUAGGAUUAAAUGGACGAAUUUAGGCAAGAAUAAUUUAAUAAUUUAUAAUUGAUGGACUGUCAUUGCCAAAUUCCAUGUGAUUUAUAAGUAUCUCAUUAAACAUUUUAUUGACUAUUUUAAGCCUGUGACAUUUUCAUUUGUUCCAUAACUUGUGUUUUUUAAAUAAUAUAUAAUUUUGGUGUCGAAGCCUAUUACCAAGUCUUUGGUAUGGUAUUUGUCGUGACUUAGUUCUAAAUUGAGUGCAUAAACGAAUAGUUUAUAGAACAGAGAGAGUUAUGCCUUGUUUUUCAAACUUGAUGUGUUUUAUCUUAAUGUUAAUUAUAAUGAUUCUAAGCAAUAUUUACUUGAUAAUCUGUGGUACUGAUUGUUCAUUGCGGUAGAUAUUAAGAAAGUUACCUUGGAAUAAAUUGACUAGUACAUAUAAAUGCAAUAAAAACUACGAGUAUACAAAAAAUAAUCUACUGUAAAUAGUCUGAACCCAAAGUGAUGCGCCUACUUACCAGAAGUCCAAUGGAAAAGGAAAUUAAAGGAACCGGUUAAAUUAAGGUUAUAUCUGAAUAACAACAUUAUGUGUCUGAUAUGAGAAAUCGAUACGCAGUGACCUGCAGUUUCCAAGGAAUCUUUCUCAAUGUACGAGUUCAAUUUAUUUCUGUGUUCCUGUGUUACUUCGUAAUUUAUAAGAAUCAAAAUUCUCUGUCAGUUCGAAAACAUAUAUAUUUGCAAAGUCUAUCAAAAUACAAGCAUACAACGAUAUGAACAAUUUAGACGAUUACCUACUAAAACUAAUGUCUCUCUUUUUAGAUUCGAAGUCUGUGACUAGUCUACUGAAAUAUAUUGUAAAAUGUAAUGUAAAAUCUUACACGUCACAAAAAAGCGGGAUAUUAAAAUUCUAAAUAUAUGUACUUUAAAUAUUUAAAAAGAUUAAUAUUGUAAAAAGCGACAUUUAAUUCUAUAAAUAGUAUAUACUGUAUUUGUAUCGGCAUUAUAUUAAUAGACAUAGUGAAUAUAAUGACUAUGAUAUAUACAAGCGAGUGUAAGUAUUUACCUAUAUGAAUUAUGUAAUAUAAAGUCGAAUCUAUGAGUGUCGUACAACGUUCCUCUGUUGUGAAUGGGGUUUUAUUAACCUAUUUAUUAUUAUAUAAUAUAUAUAUAUGUGUAGAAAUAGAGUAUUAUAUCAUAAUUAAGAUAGGGUUUUAACUUAUCAUAAUUUUGUACAAAUAGCAAGAAUUACGCAUUUUACCAUUUUGAUU